Chara braunii is the source of this 4595-nucleotide messenger RNA. Lineage: Eukaryota; Viridiplantae; Streptophyta; Charophyceae; Charales; Characeae. The record is from the annotation of a GenBank genome assembly.
GCAGGUUUUUUUUUUUGUGCGGUGGUCUGAAAAGGUUCUUGGCCUGUUGGCUUUGACUGAGUGAUAAAAAAGACAAAGGGCCUCAGGAUGGGUAAGCAGUCUGUUUUGCCGGGGGAGAGAGAACGUCAACGGUGCAAUUUGCAACACAACGACAAAUUGCGAACACAACGACAAAUUGCAUUAGGAACAAGUUGGGAUCGGAAGAGAGAAAAUCUGUGAAGGAACGAACGAACGAAGGAAGGAAGCAUACGGACGCCAAGCUUUCUGCCAAGCAAAGUGAAAAGCGAAAAGAGAAUGGAGAGAAGAUUGAAAAUCCUGCGAAGGCGAGGCAGAGCUGAGAACAAGGGCACCGGAACAAAAGACUCUGCGCCAUGCAAACAAGUAGUAAACUGCAAUGGAUUCCACACUGCUGCCGACCGGCCGUCGGAUAGGAAUGCGAGGCCAACGAGAAGCAUUCACUCGUUCUUGUUCGAGAGCUCGUCUCGCUUCUUGACGGUAUCGUCAGACGGCAACGUCUCGAUUAACCUGCCAUCCGUGCUUGCCGGCGACCGGCUACUUCUUAGGGAACAGAAGCUUAUUGCUAAGAAUGACGCGGAGGAGUUCAGAUCGAAACCUCCGUCGUCUACGAUUAAAGGACGAGAACUCCGAGAAGUAAGCGGAAACGAUCGCAGCACGAUCUUCAAGGGGGGAUGGGAAGGAGGGACACAUUCUUGCAUUGCUAACGAUUCUAUCUCCACCGGCGGAAACUUUGCCAGUGAUCUUGCCACUGAGAAACCUGGUUCAAAUUGUAAGAAUGGAUGUUGGCACGAUACGGAGGAUGUAAAGGCGGAGAGCAAAAAGGGAUUCAGCGUGUGCGAAGAGCAGGAGCGCAUCGAUGAUCAACCGAGAAACUCUCAUCUUCUGGUCGAGGAUCAUCACAAGACUUCCUCCUCUCCCCUCGAGAGGAGAGAGGCGCCCUCCCCAUCAAGCAGCCCGGAUGCAGUCUGUCCGUCUGCGAAUGGCAAGAACAGGACAGCUGCAGGGCAAUCUCCACGUGGGCGGUACGGAACCCUCAGAUCGAGUCUAUCUGACGGUGGACGUGCAAUAAAUGGAAAGGACACUGAUAUUUCUAACCAUGAACAAGUCCCUGAAGUUGGGAUAGAUGCCAUAGAGGAGGAUGUGGAGGAGGAAACUGGUGACGCCAGGCCAUCAUGGGAAGCGAAAUCGGAUUCACUCAGCCCCGAUUUGGUCGCAUAUGAGGCCAAAGGAGUCGUCCCGCUGACACCAAUGACAGAGCCAUCGUCGAGCUCUGGGCUGAAGUCUGUGCCGUUAACCCCGGACACAGAAACAUCGCUUAGGAACAGACCGGGCCCAUGUUGUUCGCCUUUGUUGCCGACAGGAGACCAAAGUACAUGUCGCUCGGCAUUCACUGUCCGCCGUUCUUUGUCUCCUCAAACCCCCAUCUCUUCAGACCAGCAGCUUCAGGUGCCAAGCACCACAGCCAAUUUGGUAGGUCGGGUUAUUUGUCAGGAGGAUGAAAUGACAGCCAACUGUAGGACUCCGUUGCCUGGUACGUGGCAACAAGGUGCUGCUGGAGCAGGGGUGGUACCAAAUCCAGCGGCUCGAUUACGCGAUUACGAUGCACAUCAAAUGCAACAAGGAGGGGUCGCACAAAGCGUUUUGGCGAAAGCAGAUGGUUCUGGUCCCUGUCCCGUAGAGGCCAAUGAAGCAGAAUGUAAUGAAGGACAUAAACGAAUGCUUGCGCGGAAGACCCCUGGCACCAGUCCCAAGCAGGGAACUGGGCCCGCACUGCAUAAUGAGGGAAUGAACUAUCAAGCCGUGAUGACAGACUUCGGCGGUGUGCAUGGUAAAGACCCUGGGGGCAAAAUUCCUUGCGGCGGGCAUUUCGUUCAAAAGAGGAGCCAUGGAGACGAUGCACUGGAAUUGUCGAAGCGUUCUGCUGGUCGUCCUUUUCAAACGAGGAGCCAUGGAGACGAUGCACUGGAAUUGUCAAAGCGCUCUGCUGGUCGUCCUUGUGAGGAGGACAAGCUGCGAACUCUUGAGAGCAAACAGGCUGACCCUGAACACUUUCCAGUGAAAAUGGAUUCUCUUCACAGUCCCAGCAAAGCACCAGCGACGACAGGUAAGUUGGUCGGAUCUGUGAGUGGUAUGUGUGCCGGUCACCUUUUGCAGAAUGCGAAAAAGCCUGAAGACGAUGCUUUCCUUUGUGGAACAGCAACUGGUUUCCAGACUGACGGUACUGUUAUGCGGACGGUCGACGGCGAAACUCGAAUCGAUGUCAAGUUGUCUAGCUCAGAGAAGAAGAUGCCGCCGGAUGUAAUCUCCCUGAGCACAAGCAGUGAUUCAUUCUUGAAGGCGAACGAAAUGCCAUCAGUCAAAAGACCCCCCUUGCGAAGGUUGCGAAGGCUGCGAAAGGUUGGAGAGGUUGGCGCGGGUGUUCCCCCAAAGGCGGAUGGAUCCGAGGAGGUCAAAAAAGGCCCUGGAGCACCGCAAGGAGUCAGACGAGGGCUUGCACGUGCGUUUGGUUCUGAAUUGACAAACGGCAACGCCAGAAAAGCUGGCGAGAGAGGACAUAAGGUAAUGAUGAACAGCAAGAGAGCGGGAAAGGGAUGGCAAAGAAAGGAGGAGAUGAGGAGCGUCAAUGCUCGUGUAUUCAUCGAGAGUCAAGCAAUGGUGUCGCCCUCUCUUGAAGUGUCCUCCGAUGAAGAGGAGGAGGAGGAGGAGGAGGAGGAGGAGGAGGAGGGGCAUCGGAACGUUGAUGACAAAGAAGUGGCGCAGACAGGCGGGACAUUCAUUGAUGACAGCUCACAGGCUGCUUCUGUGACCCAAACCGGUCGAUCUGUCGAUAUGCUGAAUGUUUACAGAAGGUCAUUGCAAACGCCAUCGCCAUUUUCACAGGAGGGUCCUAGCCCCAAGUUCUCCCCGACUAAGGGUUUGCGAGGGCUGCUCCCUAAUUGCCGAAAACUGAGGUUCAUAACUCCUGGCUCCGUUCAAGAUACCCAAAUGGGAUCGGACGCUGAGCACGAGGAGGAAGAGGAUGAUGACAGGCAAGAGAAUGGUAGCUAUGAGCUAGAGGAUGGAAAAGACAACAUAGGGAAACCUGCUCGAUGGAACUGGGGGGGACGAGAACAAGGAUGGCAGGCACGUCGUGAGGACAGAAAGUUAGGACAGAAUCUGGAGCUCAAUAAAAGUAGAAACGUUGAACGCGCGCACGGUCACUGCUCAUUGGACCAGAAUGAAGGUUCCUGGACCAGGCCUGGACCAGGAGCAGGGCGACCAACUGCCAGAACCGGGUCAGCCGAGGGUCCUGGAGCCGUCAUGGGUACGCGGUUGUCACGUCCGGCUCCAGGUCACAAGCGACCGAGGACAAACGAUCAUGGGUAUUCCCCCGAGUGUGCCGAGUCAGCUGGCAGGUAUGCUGGCGAGUACCAGAGUGGCAGCGCAGUGGACGAACACCUCAGGGUGGGCACCGGUUUUUGUGACGGUGCUGGUGAUGAUCGGAGGACAGGUGCAGAGGGGGAAAUUUCCACACGCUUUGGAUGUGGCGUUAGCAGCAGCAUGUGCAGUGGGAUGGGGCACAUAGAGCAUCGCAGCUCUGCAUCUCUCAGCUUCGACCAACGUAAAGCUAUAAAUAGCAGCGCAGGUGGAUGCCGUCCCGUCGGCAGUGCUCAUUUCCGGGGGAAUGAAAUGGGAACUGGUCAACUGGGGAUCCAGCAAGUGGAGAAAGAACGGCAGCCAUCGGGAUCAGCUCCAUGGAAAACUGGUAUGUCAGUCCAGGCUCAUGUGUCAUCCCAGAGGCCUGCAGCAAUGCCAAUGGACCAUAGUAGGGCAGCGGGUGCUGUGCCAUCCAUGGUUUCCUAUACAGAACCCCAUGUUCUCCGGGACCACCUGCAUGAUCGGGUCGGGACCGUGGAAACCGACGCCCGUCCCACGUUCACUUACGGCGCUAGCAUCCCGAAAGGCAAUAGCAGUUUUGCGUAUGCUUCUGGGAUGUCAAAAGGCAGUUGUGCUGCUUACGGUACUGGCGGGAUACAAAAAGGCAGCAGCUGCAGCACUUACGGGGGCAAGGUACCAGAAGGCAGCGGUGGCGCUGACGGUACUGGGGUACGGAAACACACUAUUGAGAACAGGGUAAUCAGCAAACCACUAUGGGAGCUGGAUGACACAGAUGAUUUUCUGGGCGAUGUCGACCUUGAUGCCCUGGAAGCUUCGGCAAAGGAAGAAGCCCAGAAAAGAGCAGCAAAAGCUGCGCAUCAGGGCAGUGAGGCUUACAAAGGACCAUGCCUCAGCUUUAGUGCAGUUGGCCAGAACCCCGCAAAGGCGCUCGCUCCGCAGCUACCAUGUUCGAUGACUAACAGUACAAGGAAUUGGGAUGGUAAGCAGCCCGGGGCACCGAGCUCCUUUCAACGAUUCGCCGGAGUUUCCUUUGCGGCUGGCAUGAGGGAACGAGACAGCGUGCGAGAUCGUAAGGCAAAGGAGAAUGUACCCGAUGGUACCUCAUUUGAGCUCGAAGUCCCCUCGUUUGAACUCGGAAUCGAUGAUCUUCUUUAUUGACUAAGUACAUUGUGAUGGUGUUGUUGGAUAGAGGCCAAGUA